Molecule: messenger RNA, 8123 nt
Organism: Dromiciops gliroides (monito del monte)
Lineage: Eukaryota; Metazoa; Chordata; Mammalia; Microbiotheria; Microbiotheriidae
Gene: LRRTM4
Product: leucine rich repeat transmembrane neuronal 4
Exons: 3
Coding region: 734-2317 (527 amino acids)
Molecular function (GO): protein binding
Source: RefSeq, a predicted model, not a curated record
UGGAGGGCACUCAGUGUAUCACAAACGAAAGCAUUAGCACCAACAAGCUCCGAGCACCAUCAGUCUCAAGGAAAGCCUUCGGAAUUAGACAAGAGCUGCCUCUCAGCCUAGCUACAAAGCGCUCUAGACCUGCCCUGCUCAAUGGAGAAACAGAGCCUGUUUCCCUUCUGAAUUCCCCGGGCUGGGGUGGUCUCCCCUCCAGCCCCGGGAGGGAGGCCUACUUGCUCCCAGAAGUGAGGGGGGGCCCCAGAGGAUGCCUGGCUGGAGCUGGGCAUGGCCAAAGGCAGCGCCAUAAGGAAUGCCAGGUACUGGGGGGAAGCUCUUCAGAGAAGUUGGUUGCCUUCCCUGCGAUGUGCUAGGGCCCCUCCACUGGGAUUGUCAAUUUCAGCCUUGGGCCCUCUGGUCAAUUACACAAUGGCCCUUAGAGCCUAGAGCCUCUUUCCUCCUCCCCUCCCUCCCCCACCUGCUUCCUCCCUCCCCCCUUCCCCAACCCCCAUUUCUUUCUCUUUUUCUUUUUUUUUCUUUUCUUUUCCCCCCCCUUGUCCUCUCUGGGGAACUUUGUGUGGGUUCCUGGCACACAUGCCCGAUCAUGAUGGUUGUGAGUGACAGCUGUACCCAUGGCAUGAAGGCUGUGGUGGAUUAAAGACCAGAGAGCCAGCAAGAAGAGACCUGAGGGAGGAAGGAAGGAAAGCAAGAAAGAAAGAGAGGGGGAGCUGCUUUUGGAUGACAAAGGAUGGGUUUCCAUUUAAUUAAGCAGCUGAGAGGCAUGAGCGUGGUACUGGUGCUGUUGCCCACAGUCCUGCUUGUGAUGCUCACGGGUGCUCAGAGACCUUGCCCCAGGAACUGCAGAUGCGAUGGGAAAAUUGUGUACUGUGAGUCUCACGCCUUCGCAGACAUCCCCAGGAACAUUUCUGGUGGGUCUCAGGGCUUAUCACUGCGGUUCAACAGCAUCCAGAAACUGAAAGCCAAUCAGUUUGCGGGUCUGAAUCAGCUCGUGUGGCUCUAUUUGGACCAUAAUUACAUCAGCUCUGUGGACGAGGACGCCUUUCAGGGGAUCCGCAGACUGAAGGAAUUGAUUCUGAGCUCCAAUAAAAUCACCCACCUGCACAACAAGACAUUCCAUCCGGUUCCUAACCUCCGGAACCUGGACCUCUCCUACAAUAAACUACAAACUUUGCAGUCCGAGCAAUUCAAGGGUCUCCGGAAGCUGAUCAUCUUGCACCUGAGGUCCAACUCUCUGAAGACAGUGCCCAUCCGGGUUUUCCAAGACUGCCGGAACCUGGACUUUCUGGACCUGGGCUACAACCGCCUGAGGAGCCUGUCCCGGAAUGCUUUCGCUGGCCUCUUGAAGCUGAAGGAACUCCAUCUGGAGCACAACCAGUUUUCUAAGAUCAACUUUGCUCACUUUCCCCGACUCUUCAACCUACGGUCUAUCUAUUUGCAGUGGAAUCGGAUCCGCUCCAUCAACCAAGGUUUGACAUGGACUUGGAGCUCCCUCCACAACUUGGAUUUAUCAGGGAAUGAUAUCCAAGGGAUUGAGCCAGGCACUUUUAAAUGCCUGCCUAACUUGCAGAAGUUGAAUCUGGAUUCCAACAAGCUGACCAACAUCUCUCAGGAGACUGUCAAUGCCUGGAUCUCUUUAAUAUCCAUUACCUUGUCAGGGAACAUGUGGGAAUGUAGUCGGAGCAUUUGCCCCCUUUUUUCUUGGCUUAAAAAUUUCAAAGGGAAUAAAGAGAGCACAAUGAUAUGUGCGGGCCCUAAGCAAAUCCAGGGGGAGAAGGUCAGUGAUGCUGUGGAAACAUACAAUAUAUGUGCUGAAAUCCAGGUGGUUGUGACAGAGAAGUCCCAUCAGGCCCCACAGACACCCCAGAAGCCUCUGAUUGUUCUCAAACCCACUGUCUCCAUACUGGAAACCACCCAACCAACUCCCAUCACCCCGAGCCCUUCCCCGGGUUUUCCAAUGCCUGGCGCAGAGCCAGAAUAUGAGCACGUGUCGUUCCACAAGAUCAUUGCUGGCAGUGUGGCCCUCUUUCUCUCUGUGGCUAUGAUCCUCUUGGUAAUCUACGUAUCUUGGAAGCGUUAUCCGGCCAGCAUGAAGCAACUCCAGCAGCAUUCUCUCAUGAAGAGACGCCGGAAAAAGGCCAGAGAGUCGGAAAGACAAAUGAACUCCCCAUUACAGGAGUAUUACGUGGACUACAAGCCAACAAACUCUGAGACCAUGGAUGUAUCAGUUAAUGGAUCGGGGCCUUGCACAUACACCAUCUCUGGCUCCAGGGAAUGUGAGAUGAAGAAAAUGGAUCCCAGAGAAGGGAAGUGAGUUUCUCAAGAUGCCCUAGUUAGUAAGUAUCUCCAAGACUAUCUGCCUCACAAUACUUUGCUCUUUUCACUGCAUUAUGAAAAGCCCUUCUCUUUGUUUUUCCCCCUUUUGGUUGUUUUUAGAUAGACUAAUAGAAAGCUUAAGUGAUCUCUUUUGAUAAACUUAAAUGUCACUGGAUACAGCAUGGAAAGUUCAUUGUAAUUAUUAAAGAAUAUAUGGUUAUCAGCCUUGGAAGGUAAACCCUGCUAGGUGACAUGCUGCCUGAUGAUUAUUCCCCCUUCUCCUCUUCUCCCUCUAGUACUGCUUAAUAUAGCUUAAAUAUCUCUCCCCUAGCUCCCUUGACAUACAAAUAUUUGUUUUGUUUUAAGUCAGAGCUCUGCAGUUUCUAAACUCAUGCUCUUUUGAAGCUAUCCAUGUUCAAGUACAUCCCCAAAAUAGGUGAUUGAAAUAAUCAUUUACAAAACCACCCUGUAACUUUGAACAUGAUGGGAUUCUCAUUACACUUACGAAUGAAGUGCUUUGAAAUUGGGUUUUAAUUAUUUUUUUAAAGUAAUUCUUCUGGAUAAAUAAUGACAGAGAGAGAAAGCGAGGGUGGGGAGGGAGAGGGAGAAAGAAUGGUGAUUGGGUGCAAGGGCAGGGGAAGCAAAAUAUUUUUAAUGUAUUCAGUCAGUCAAACUUCUAAGUGAACAGUAGAUAUUUACUCUUAAUUUUACAGGAUGGUAAAAAUAAUGAAGGAGAUGUCUCCCAUGGAGUACUUUGAGGUUGAUGGUCAAGUCACAAAGUAGUACAAUACAUCGGGCCCGUUGUUAGAUCUCACAGUUAAAAACAAGGUCUCUACGAUUUAUAACUAAAUUGCUUGACUUAUGAAAUGGUGGACUGGGAAAUAUCUUUGACCCUUUUGUGAAACAUUUUUUCCCCCUCUAUAGAACAGGGAUAAUAACUGCCCAACAAACUUGCAGCAAUGCUGAAAUGAUUAAUGAGCUACUGUUUGGAAUCCACUCUGAACUCUUCCAUUCCGAGCUGCUGCAUAAAUACAAAAUGAUUGUUAUCGAUAAACACAACUACUGGCAUGAAAAAUGCCCUGCUCACCAUGGAUGCAUUAUUAUCAUUGUCAUUAUCAGCCAUAAGGAUGAUGAUAAUGUCCACUGAUAUGGCAACAACUGACGUCAUGAUGGUUUCACUAACAAGGGCAAUAAACCUUUCCUUUCCUUAUCUUUUAACUUGAGUUCUUUUCCCCACUCUUAUCACAGAUGGGAGCUAUCCAUUAAAAAGUAUCCCAAUGUACCUCCUCCAAGAGAUCUAUUAUCUCAUCAAUGUGGGUGCUCCAUCAGUACAUUUUGAAUUCCUUCUAUACUUUCUCAUCUUGUGUCUCUCUUGUCUGUUUUCCUGAGAACUGCAUGAAGUGUUUUAUAAACUUUAAAGUUAUUUCAUGAACUCUAUAGUCUAGAUCCACAUUAUACAUCUACUAGGAUAUUCUUUGGGGAGCAAAUAACAUUUUAUUCCUCUCACCCAGAAAGAGGGUUGACAAUAUUCCCAGUAUUGACCACAUAUAGUAUCAGGACUUUAGGCAGCAGUAGUUGUGUUUCCAGAAGUACUUUAUGAUUUAAUUGCAAAAGAGAAUGUAUGCAUUACAUAAUAUUGCAGGAGGAGACACCCUGAGACCAUUUUGAGCAACACAAGUCUACUAAGACCAAUCAAAAUAGAAUGGCCUUUUGUAAGGAAUCACUUCUGGGAACUUUAAAUACUUAGCAUUUUAGAAUGAUGACUGUGGAUCUGAAAUACAUGUGGGUGACAUAUACGAUGACUAUCUUAAGAGCGUGCAUAACUGUGUUUUUGCCUAUGUUACAACUUCCCCUACCUCUUCAGAUCUCCAUUAAAAAAUAUAAUCAUAGGGGCUGCUAGGUGGCGCAGUGGAUAGACCACCAGCCCUGGAGUCAGGAGUACCUGAGUUCAAAUCUGGCCUCAGACACUUAAUACUUACUGGCUUUGUGACUCCAGGUAAGUCACUUAACCCCAAUUGCCUCACUAAAAAAAAAAAAAAAAGUAAGAAAAUUUUAAAAAAUAUAUACAAUCAUAGAAAGUUAACUUGGGCUAUUGAAAGAUUGAGUGAGUUAUCCAGGUCAUAUAGUCAGUAAUUAUCAGAGGUAGAAAUUGACACCAUGUAUUUCUGACUCCGGGGCCAUCCUCCUGCCAUGAUGUUUAAUUCUAGCAUAUAUACAUACAUAGGUAUAUAUGACUUCGUAUACCUAUGCAUAUGUGUGUUUACAUAUAUAUAUAUGUAUAUAUAUAUAUUUGUUUUUUUCAGUAAAUCUUAUUCUUAUUAUAGAAAAUCUAAACUUUUGAUGAUUAGUUUGAUUGGUUCUAUCCUAGCUCCCAGCAUUCAGAUAAGGUAAGUUUUAAUUGGCACAGGAGACCUGGCAUUUCCCUCAAUUCUUGCUGCUUUUAUGUUGUGGCACAAUUAGACUGAUGUCCCUUUGUUCCUUGCCCUUUGUUCCCCAUUUUUAUUGAGUAAUUCAGAGAUUCCCCUUAUUUCCAUGGUCAAGAGUACCUUACUUCCUCACCUCAUGUUUGAUAGGAAAGUCCUCUAUUAGUGUCUCAUUGACUGUUUUUAUUAAAAGAAAACAAAAUAAAAAACCAGGGGUAGCAUUGAUCAUUGGAUCAAAGUGUAGGUUUUUGAGACACCAGAAAUUUGCUGCCCAUAGAGCUCAGAAUGAUGGGGGCUGCUUCCAUGGUAUUUUCCAUUGGCCUUUCUUCUCCAGGAACCACCAUUCUUAUUUGGCAGUGCUGACCUUCCAGAAUAGUUCCCUCUUCUUUUGUACUAUUACAAAAUAGCUGUAUGCUAUUCAUACUCACAACCCUUAACACCCCAUUACAAAUUUGCAAGUAACAGUUUUAUGUUUGUACUCUCUCUAUAAAUGUGUAUACACAUAUAAAUAUUUAUAUAUACAUAUAUAUUUAACACAUUCACAUAUGUGCAUGUGUGUAUGUGUACAUGUGUACACACACAUAUAUAAAUAUUUGUGUAUGUAUAUGUAUAUUAUGUAUGUGGGAAAAUUACUCCAUCUACCACCCACUACUUCUUGACCUGUUUUGGAAUUAUAGUGUAACUGUAGGUAGGACAAUUGCUAACAAAUUUUGUUAAUUUCGCCAGAUUGGGGUUGAACAAAAGCAAAAAGGAAUGCUUGCUGCUUAUUUGAGGAGAGAAGAAAUGCUCAGAUCUCAUUCCUCUACCCCAUACCACCUCUGUCAUCAUUUAUUAUUUUUUUCCCUGAAUUCAAUUUCCCUCUUCCCUCUCCCUGUCUACAGGUGCAGAAGUGGUAUUGUUUUCCUCCAGCGCUAUUGAAAUAUAUCAUCUGUGAGUUGAGGCUAUAACAUCUCAGCAGCUCUUUUAUGGAACCAAAUAUGUUUAAAUUCUACACCUAAUACUUGAAAGAAAAAGGAAUUCUAAAUAACACCCUUACACACCCUUUGCAUAUCACCAAUUAUUUAGAUCUUUGCCUCUAAAAUAGGCAGUUGACCCUCCCUUCCCCCCAUCAGGAAUAAGGAUGUAAACUGGUGUUAGGAUGUCUAACUACUAAUUACUGUUGCAACUUUGAUGCCUGUAGAAUGGGAAUGGGAAUGUCAACUGAAAGUUAGACAACUAGGAUACGAUUGUUUGAAAAUUUUACUUUCCUUCUUCCAUUUCCUCUAUUUUAGGGACUAGAGAUGAAAUUUCAUUUAUUUAUAAGAGAACAGUCAGAUAGAGCAAACUCCCACUACCAGGAAAGGGCAGCAACUUCUCUGAAAUUUAUAGUCUCAGAGAUUUGCCUAAAUCACAGAGAUUAAGUGACUUGUUCAGGAUCACAUAGUCAGUAUGUAGCAGAGCCAGUAUUUAGACACAUUUCUUCCUGGCUACCAAAGGCCAGCUCUAAUAUGCCGUCCUAUCUGUCACUCCCUUCCCUAUUAAAAAUAGAAAAAUGAGAGAAAUUUUACAAGUAAAUAUAACAUUUUUUUUUCCUUCUGUGAGAUCAGAAUGUUCCAUUUGACAUUGUUCUUGAGACUUCAACAUUCAUCUAAGGCGGUUGAAAUCAGGCUAAAUGUCCUUUUAUUUUACUUUGUGAACCAUUCCAAACUUCUUCACAUUAACAAAUUUCAUUGUGAAAUUAUUCCUAAAAUUGUUAACAGAUCAAUUAAUGAUAUAGUAAGGUGCCAUUUUCUCUUGUUUUCUCACUUUAUUCUUAUAUCUCAAUUAAGUAUCUUAAGCCCAUAUUUCCCAGAUUUGAGCAAAUUUAAAAUUCAGACCAGACAGACCUGUCAGUCACUAGAAGGAAGUUAUAUCAUGUUUAUUGUUAUUGCUUUCCUUUCUUCUUCCUUCCUUCCUUCCUUCCUUCCUUCCUUCCUUCCUUCCUUCCUUCCUUCCUUCCUUCCUUCCUUCCUUCCUUCCUUCCUUCCUUCCUUCCUCCUUCCCUCCUUCCUCCCUCCCUCCAUCCCUCCUUUCCCUCUUCCUCUUUACUUUUCCAAUAUUCCUCUAUGCAAGACCAAGAAAGUAUAGAGUGAAAAAAUAUUGGAAACAAAGAAAAGGCGAAUAAAAUACUAUGAAUAUUGGUAUCAAGGUUGGCCACACUGAUAUUUUGCUACUAAUGUUGAAUCCAAUGGAUAUGCUGUGGAAGGGAACGGUAUCAUCAUUUUUAUAUCUUAUUUCAUGGUUUGGUAUAGAAUAUUUAUUUGCAAAGUAAGCACUUUAUUAAUGACAAUCAAUAUAGAGCCCAGGAAGUAGAUAUCAAAAGUAUGCAAAAAUCAGGAAGAUUCUUAUUGUUCAGUUUCAAGGAAUAAAGAUUUUGGGGUAUUUCAUAAUGUUUAAAUUUUGAGAUAUUCAGCUACUUAUGCCUUAUAACCAUAUUAUUUUCCCCAUAUUCCUUGCUUGUAUGUGAAAAGUAAACCUCCCCCCACCCCGGGGUGGGGGGAGGGUAAAAGCCAUUUAAAGUCCAUAACUAGCAGCUCCUAUUUCCAAAAAUAUAACGAAAUCUUAUUUUUAGAAUAGACCAAGGACUUGGAGGUUAAAUUGUCUGAUGAGAUAUGGAAAUGAAACUCUAAAGGACCAUAUAAAUAUAUAUAUAAUUUUCUUCCAACUGUUAUUAUAUAAAUGUACAAUAUUUUGACCAAUAAACGAUUAUAAACAUUGGAGGCAAAAUUAGAUAUAGAUGGAGGGAGAGAGAGGGAAAAAAGGAGGGAAGAGAAGAUGAGAGAGUCUCACUUUUCUGUUUGUUCAUUUAUUACUAGUUUUUUUGAGUGUCAACUCCAUUCACAACUGUUCAAAACACAGUACCAAGCUUCAGGUAGUCUCUGGAGACAUUAUUAUAGAGUCAGAAAUUCUUGGCUAAUUGGUGAUCCCAACAGGGGCCAUAUACUUGUUUUUUUUUUUUUUCAUAGCAGAGCUCUAAAUUCAGAUUUUAGUAAUGAGAUAAAGAUACAAGGGGUUCAUUAAAAAUAGAAGAAUAGAUAUCUAUUUGCUGCAUUAUCCAAUUGAGUUGGAAGAUGAUGGAAUAAUAAAAGUAAACAUAAGUUAUUUGUACAGCUUGCUCAGUGCCAUUCUCCUGAAGGAAAUUUGUUAAACUGUUGUUCAAUUCUAUGAAUAAGUAAUUAAAAAUAUCACAUCAAAUUAUGGGGAAUGAUGCUCUUUCAGUUUUCUGUUAAUUUUUAUAAAUUCCAUUGCUCAGUGUGUUAUCAUUGCAGGAUCCAGAGAGUGGUAUUCAAGGACUACAUGUAUUGUAAGUGAUCUGUGCUGCUGGAAAUCUGUACUUAUUAUUAUAUUAAUAAUAAAACAAUG